GUUAAGCGGAAAUUAAUGGCCAUUACACUGUUACCGUUGUUAUAAUGAUGAGCUGAAACAAUUAUGAAUUUCGACUCUAAUGGGAUUAGAAUUACUCAAGAUCAGCUCAAAGCAAUUGAUGAAUAUGAGGAGUAUAGACGGUAUCUUUUCAUUUUAAAAAUUCGAUUUUCUUGUAUUACAAGAAUUGUUGGAGAAGACGAUGGUGGGAACCUGUUUACGCCUGAGCAAUAUGAAGCAUAUAAAAAGAAAUAUAUACCGCUGAGACGUCAAAAUAGAAUAUUUGUUUCGUGGACGAACCCAAAUGGAGUCGAUUGCAUACUUCCUGGUCCUCAAAGUGAAUGCUUUUGCCAGCACCGUCUUAUACAGCAUAAAACAGAUUUCGAAGUAGUACCUACAGAACGUCCUGUACCUCUGCCAUGUAAACACUGCAAUUGUGCAAGUUUUCAUGUGAUGCCAAAAUUUGGAAGUCAAAUAGCACGUUGUCAUUGUAAACAUUAUGCUACAGAUCAUAGUGUGGUGGCUCCAUACUUUUGUUCAAGGCCUAAUUGUAAAUGUGAUGGUUUUAAAACAAGUAUGCAUUGUGAUUGUGGCAUUGAAGCGCAUAAACACGAAAUGAUUAUGGAAACAGCUAAAGAACGUCAUGCAAGAGGUAAACCAAUCGGUAAGCCAUCACCAUAUCAAGCUAUGGGUGGGAUAACUGGAUUCAGUUCACUUGCACCUGGUAUUGCACGUAUGGAUGAAAGUGGUGCUGGUGGCCUGUUGUCAGAAGACGAGCUGAAUGCACCGAUUACAUCAUCUGAUCAUCCAUUCUUACGAAGUCAGGCACAAGCCGUUUACGCUUAUAAAUUAGCUAUCAAUGAUGUUGAAGGCGCUGAACGUGAACGACCUGAAGUAGAAUCACAAAUGCGUCGUCCUGGUGAAUCAGAAUUAGAUUACUAUGAACGUCGUUAUCAAGAACGAGAAAAAGCCAAGUACAUUAAAAAACCACGUCAAAUAGAAAAACGAUAAUUGGAGGCUAAAAUUCUUUUUUAACAAUCUCUAAUGUGCAAAAACAUACAUAAUUUCAAGCUGAUUAUUUCUAUACUGUUUAAUAUAAUUUGUUAUCAAGUUUACUAUUUCAUCUAGUGAUUUAUUGAUUUUUACCUCAUUUCGUUGUUUAGAUAUAUAUAUACAGUUUAAACAAAAGUGAAUAUAUAUUAAACAUUGAACAUUAUUUUAUUUUCUAAGGUUGAUCUUCUUUUUCAGUUUUUUUUUUUAAUUUUACCAUACUGUUUUUAUUUCUUUCUUUCCCAAAUCAUAUUUCCUGCAGUUAUUUUUAAUAUAUUUACUUUUGAAAAUUUGUUUUAAACAGGGAAAAAGUUAAAUGUUCAAUAGACUAAGUGUGGUCAGAAUUCAAAAAUGCAUUCAAUUGUUCAAUAUUAAAUAAAAACAAAAUGUCUG
Molecule: messenger RNA, 1440 nt
Organism: Trichobilharzia regenti
Lineage: Eukaryota; Metazoa; Platyhelminthes; Trematoda; Strigeidida; Schistosomatidae
Source: the annotation of a GenBank genome assembly